This is a messenger RNA of Abrus precatorius (Indian licorice), 2036 nucleotides long. Its product is annotated as probable inactive receptor kinase At4g23740. NCBI's taxonomy places the organism in Eukaryota, Viridiplantae, Streptophyta, Magnoliopsida, Fabales, Fabaceae. Gene Ontology annotation, molecular function: ATP binding; protein binding; protein kinase activity. The record is from RefSeq and is a predicted model, not a curated record. The transcript is spliced from 2 exons. Gene Ontology annotation, biological process: protein phosphorylation. Bases 116 to 1960 code for a protein of 614 amino acids.
UUUUCUCUCUCACGCAUUUUCCUUUCUUUUGUGUUUGUUUGUUUGCUUGCACUAGAGCAGUUGCAUUGCAUUUGGUUUCAGUGCAGAGCAGAAACAUCUCGUUCUCUGCUGGAACAUGGAUUUUUUUGCACGCGUUUUGUGUUCAAUCUACAUUGUGGGUUUCGUGCUCUGGCUAGGAAAUGCAGGACCCAUUGAAGACAAGCGAGUUUUGCUUGACUUCAUUGAAAAGUUUCCUCCCUCAAGGCCUCUCAACUGGAAUGAGAGUUCUUCCCCGUGUACCACUUGGAUUGGUGUCACUUGUAACGAAGAUAAGUCACGGGUCAUUGCCAUUCGAUUGCCAGGGUUUGGAUUUCAUGGCACCAUUCCUUCGAAUACAAUAAGCCGCGUCACGGGCUUGCAAACGCUGAGUCUCAGAUCCAACUUCAUAACUGGGCAUUUUCCUUCUGAUUUUUCCAAUCUCAAAAACCUUUCUUUUCUGUAUCUUCAGUUCAACAAUUUCACGGGGCCCUUGCCCGAAUUCUCUGUUUGGAGGAACCUCUCUGUUCUCAACUUGUCCAAUAAUCGUUUCAGUGGCAGCAUUCCUCUCUCGAUUUCGAAUUUGACACUGCUUGUUGCUUUGAAUCUCUCAAACAACUCCCUCUCUGGUGAAAUCCCUGAUAUUAAGUUGCCCCAGCUGCAGCAAUUGAAUUUGGCUAACAACAAUUUGCACGGUGCUGUGCCCCUCUCCCUCCAGAGGUUUCCUGAGUCAGCAUUUGUUGGAAACAACGUUUCCUCCCAUGCAACUCUCCCCUCUUCAAAACCGGGUUCUGAAUAUGAGAAACAUGGAAGGCUUGGUGAAACUGCGGUGCUGGGAGUUAUCGUUGCCGGUGCUGUUCUUGGUCUUGCGGCAUUCAUUGUUUCUAUCUGUGUGUGCUGCUUGAGAAGGAAAAAAGGAGAUGCCUUUGUUGGGAAGUUGCAGAAGGGUGAUAUGUCUCCGGAAAGAGUAGUUUCAAGGGACCAGGAUGCAAAUAAUAAACUUGUUUUCUUUGAGGAUUGUAAUUAUGCCUUUGACUUGGAGGAUUUGCUAAGGGCCUCUGCCGAGGUAUUGGGGAAGGGAACGUUCGGUGCUGCAUAUAAGGCUGUCCUAGAGGACGCUACCACAGUUGUUGUGAAGAGGUUGAAAGUGGUAGCUGUUGGAAAGAAGGAUUUUGAGCAGCACAUGGAUCUUAUUGGAAGUCUUAAACAUGAGAAUGUGGUUCAGCUAAAGGGGUAUUACUAUUCCAAAGAUGAGAAACUGAUGGUGUAUGAUUACUACAGUCAGGGGAGCGUCUCCGCUUUGUUGCAUGGUAAAAGAGGAGAGGAUAGGGUCCCUUUAGAUUGGGAUACUCGGAUGAAAAUUGCUUUGGGUGCUGCUCGAGGCCUUGCCCAUAUCCAUUCCGAGAAUGGUGGGAAGCUUGUACAUGGCAAUAUCAGAUCCUCAAAUAUCUUUUUGAACACAGGACAGUGUGGUUGUGUAUCCGAUCUUGGCCUGGCAACCAUAAUGAGCUCAGUUGCCAUACCCAUCUCGCGAGCUGCUGGUUACCGAGCGCCUGAGGUUACAUACACCAGGAAAGCAGCACAGCCUUCAGAUGUUUACAGCUUUGGUGUGGUGUUACUAGAGCUUCUGACUGGGAAAUCUCCGAUCUACACAACUGGUGGUGAUGAGAUUGUCCACCUUGUGAGAUGGGUUCAUUCAGUUGUGAGGGAGGAGUGGACAGCUGAAGUAUUUGACUUGGAGCUAAUGCGAUGUCCCAAUAUAGAGGAAGAGAUGGUGGAAAUGUUACAGGUAGCAAUGUCAUGUGUGGUAAGGGUGCCUGAUCAAAGGCCUGAGAUGUCAGAUGUUGUAAAAAUAAUUGAAAAUGUCAGGCAGAUUGAUGUGGGCAAUCAGCAAUCAUCUGAGAACCAAGUUGAAAGUGCAACACAGCCCCCUUUAGCCACUUAGCAUAAAUUUUUUCAGCAUGGUAGUGACAACUCCUCUUCCUUGUCCUCCACCCCAAAAGGAAAUGAACGAUAGAGAU